Molecule: messenger RNA, 992 nt
Organism: Linepithema humile (Argentine ant)
Lineage: Eukaryota; Metazoa; Arthropoda; Insecta; Hymenoptera; Formicidae
Source: RefSeq, a predicted model, not a curated record
CUAUCUGUGCUCUAUUAUUUUAGUUAUCAGUAUACUGUUAAUACAUAAAAUUCUUAGAUUACAAGAAUUCCUCAACAAUUUCUUAAUAUCCAAUUAGAUAAAUUUACAUUUGUCAUGUGUCAAAAUAUUAUCAAAUUGAUAAGAUAAUCAGGUGGCAGGGAUUGAGAAUAAAAAUCAGGAAUCAAACAAGACGGUCAGAUCGACCGUAGUUCCUUUGCAGUGUAAUCAUGGCUGGUCAAAUGCAAUUGGUUUUUCUCUUGGUGAUUAUAGCUUUGGCGCAAGACAAUGUCACGCCUUUUGCAAUUGAACACAAUUUCCACGCUUCUCAUCAAUCUGCGAAGAUUGUACGUAAAGAUGUAAACCUCAAUGAAGCAGUUGACACUCUAUUGCCGUAUAUACAUACGUUUAUUUUGGAUAAUGGAAUGGAUCCUAUGAAACUCAUCGAUUUUUCCGAAGCAAUUUUUCCAGAGCUGCCUGGAAUAGCUAAGGGAAACGUCGACUUCAAAAAGGGAUGGAUGCAGAACUUGUCGAAAAUACAACGCAGCAAUGAUGUGACUGCAUCAUACAAGGAUAAACGUUUGAUAUUGGAUAUGAAUUUGGGAUUUAAUCUUUUGGACUUUAACUAUGAAUAUUAUUUAAAACAUAUGGUAUACGAAAGGCAAGGUGACGUCUAUGGUCGUUUCUACGAUCUUAAGAUUAACACCGUAGUAACGAUCGAUCUAGCUAAUUACUAUUUGUCUCUUAAUUCUCUCAAGUUUUCUGAAGUUUCAAAAUAUGAUCUUAAAUUCGAGGGUAACCUCGUGGAUCCGAUUUUGAACAUUUUGACUAAGAUAGUUACGGUAGUUUUCCGAAAAUGCGUAUUGCUAGCUAUUGAGGAUCACGCCACGCUAAUAUUUGGCGCAAAAAUUGACGAAUGGAACAAAAUGAUUCCGCGACCAAAUCGCACGAGGCUGAUAGAGGACUGGCUUGAUCGCUUUUCAAAAGUGUAACUU